CCCAACCACGGGUAGUGCCCAUCUUCGGGCCCAAGACCGGCUGAAAAACCGAUGGCGAAGAGCUCCUCGUCGGCCUGGCCGGACCUCUCCGCCAGCACGGUGCCUCAGCUCUCUGCCCACGUGCACCGCCUAUCGCCGCCGCAGCGGGCGGCCGUGAGCGCCCAGACCGUGCACUUCCGAGCGCUUCGGGCAGAGGAUAUCGAAGAGAUGAUGGCCUUGCAUGAAGAGUGGUUCCCACUUUCUUACGACCAGGAUUUCUACGAGAAAUCUGUGGGCGGAGAGUUCUUUUCCUUGGUGGCCACCUGGAAAACAGACCAAAAAAGAUCCGAGGAGAACAUCUUGGGCAUGAUCACCAUCAGUACUGGCUGCGAACAUCAUUGGGAUGCAAUCGGACAUGUCUUAGGUGUCGAGUGCGAGACCGCAUGCCAGAGCGCGGAGGAGCUUUCCCCCCGUGCUUCGUGUCCGCCUACGAAGCACGGAGUGUUGGCUUACAUCCUCACCCUGGGCGUGGCUGAGCACUUCCGGCGCCGGGGACUGGCGCAGGAGCUGUUGCGGCGCUCCGUGGAGCAUGUGCAGGAGCAGCUCCUGGAGGUCCAGGCGAUCUUUCUCCAUGUGGCAACCUACAACAAAGCAGCAGUUCAACUCUAUGAGUCGUUGAACUUCUUUCGGCUGGAGCAUUUUCCGGCCUUCUACCAGAUCCAUGGGAAGUACUAUGACUCCUACCUUUAUGUCCUCUAUUUGCAUGAGAAGCCGCCCUGGAGAGUCCGACUUCGCCGUUGGGUGGACUCGUGGAGCCGCGGAACGCAUUGGAGGAGCCCGUGCCCCAGCUGUGCAUUUCCAGCCAUCGAGGAGCAGGAUGGUGAAUCGCCGACCUAAGCAGGAUGGCCUUCGACCUUUAGGGCUUGGCUUGUGAUGCCACCUUCAGAAGGCAAAGCGGUAGACUUCAGAAGGCAAAGCUUGAAACCGCUGAGAAGGGCAAGAACAUCCAUGCCUGACCUUGGAACAGCCGGGGCUUCGUGUGAAUCAUAGUAUGAUCGAUAUAUACUAUACGGCCUUCACUGCGCUGUUAGCGCAUUGUUGCGCAGGCCGGGAGCACCAGACGCUCUCUCCAGGAAUCAGUGGCAGCUCACGUUAGUUGGCAUGGACGAGCCCUUGAAGGAGUCCGGAAGCCACAUGGAUCCACCUUUUGAACGGCAGAGAGAAGUUUUCAGCGAUGGUGAAACGACUCGUGGACCAUGGGACCAUAUGGGGACGAUGGGAGGGGCCUCCCUUUGUUGAAACAAGUCGGACUGUGAAUGUAGCAAAGGCUCGUGGAUCAUGAAAGAGGCUCGCGUGAUCACAUGCUUGUUUUCUCCCAAGAAUCGCUUCUUGUCCUCCAUUUGUGACGCUGUGUUUGCAAUUCAACGGGCAACAAACCCCUUGUGGCCUUGUGGCUUCAAAUCCAAAUCAGAAGUGCAUCAGAGUUUGCCACAACUGUUGCCAUCCUGGCUUUGUGUGAUGAAGCGAUGCUGACUUCAUGGCUUGUGCAAGCUGAGCUCACAGCUUGCUCACCAAGCCGAAGGUCGCAGCGACCACGCCGAACAAGCGCAGAAAACGGA
Durusdinium trenchii is the source of this 1598-nucleotide messenger RNA. The record is from the annotation of a GenBank genome assembly. Lineage: Eukaryota; Dinophyceae; Suessiales; Symbiodiniaceae.